This is a messenger RNA of Lotus japonicus, 1562 nucleotides long. RefSeq lists its product as uncharacterized. The record is from RefSeq and is a predicted model, not a curated record. Bases 260 to 1189 code for a protein of 309 amino acids. Lineage: Eukaryota; Viridiplantae; Streptophyta; Magnoliopsida; Fabales; Fabaceae. The transcript is spliced from 2 exons.
UAGCAGCACUAGGCAGUAGGCACUGUGGCAACUUCAUAUGCUAAAAGCCAAAUGUUGCAUGAAAUAGGCCAUACAAAUGAAAGGGGAAAAAGAGGAAAAUGCAUAAGAUUGGAAAAACAGAGAGCAUCACAUUUGAGCAUUUUUCAAUUUCUGUUAUCUUUUCUUCUUCCCCACUCUCUCAUAGCAGAAUAAGCAACAAUAUAGUACAACAAAACAAACAAACCCUUCUCUGCUCCAUCUUCUUCAUCACUCAUCAGCCAUGGCAUUCCUCCUCCGUCUCAGAACAAUCCACACUGUCACUAACCCUUCCCGUUCUCUUUCUCUCCUCCACCACCACCGCCACCUCUCAUCCACCUCCAACUCCGGCGCCGGUGACCUCCUCCGCCUGAGAACAUUCCUAACUUUGACAACCCCAUCUCAGCUCCACCACCACCGCACUUCCAACUCCGUCGCCGGCGACCACCCCAACACCAACCAUCCCUUCCUCUUCUGUCUGAGAAAAAUCCAAACAUUUCUGCUCCACCACCUCCGCCGCCACUUAUCCACCUCCAACUCCGGCGGCGGCGACCACCCAACCUCCAACAAUCCCUCUCCCUCCCCUUCCUCUCUCAGAGAACUGCGGGAGGCUAUCGAGAGACUCUCUGCAACUGAUUACAUUGUGGCGAGUAAAACCCCAACCUAUACCAUCUUCUCCUUCGACCCUUCCUCCAACUCCAACGCCGUGCCCGACUCCUCCUCCGCCGCCGAUUUCGUUCCCACCGGAAAGUUGGAUGAGAAGCUUCACCAGUUGAAACUCAGCGCGUUGAACUUGGGGCAAAGACAGGCUACUGAUCGCAACCGCCUAUGGAAGCUGAAGGAGUCAAGAAUCGAACUCCGGAACAAGGUCCUCAAGAAUGUCACCAAGAGUAUCAGCAGGGUGCAGGAACACAAGGGCGGCAAGGGCAGCGCGCGGUGGCCGGAGAUAUGCGAAAUGAUGGUGAAGGAGAUUGAUGGCUUAAUUGCAGAGAUGAAGAGGUUGGGGGAGACGACGAGGCAGGAUAUGAACUUGUUAGGAGUGUUGGUGAAAUCCAGACUCGCUUCCAUUGAUGAGAUGGUGAAAAACUUGUCGGAGAUAAGGGAAGAUUUGCAGGAGGAAGUGUGGAAGGAGCUGAAUGAGGGGCUGUGGAGAGGUGUGAGCAGGUGGAGCUGAAAGAGGCUACAUUGUUAGCCUUGGAGAUGAAGCAGCAGAUUGAAAGUCUCUAUCACAGAACCAAGAACCUCUAUGAGAUACGCCACACUUUCGGGUGAAGUGAAGUGACCGGUUUUUGUUUCCAGGUCUUUUGCUGUAGGGUGCACAGGGGAACUUUUAUGAGCCCAAAUUAUGUUCUAACUUCUAAUUAACUAUGCUAGUAGAAUUUCAAUUUAUCUGUAUAAAGGUGAAUAUUAGUUCAAGGUUUAUCAUCUUGACUUGGCUAACACAUUGAUGUUUAAUUAAUGUCUUCUGUGUCCCUCCUUGAAUGUUGAGGCUGCUGGCUUUUUCUCUGUUUAUUGAUUUUAUCUGCUAAUUUUGCUGUGAGUUUAGU